GCAUGCUGGCUUUCUGCCUAUGCAGUUCCGGGCGUUGGAAGCGUCAAGAACGUCGUUCGAAUUUCGUCGCGCCGUUUUGUGCGUCACGGGUGGCGGGAGCGGGAAGAAUUUCGGAUUUUCGUUCCUCGGUUCUGGUGAGGAGUGUGCUGUCUGUCGCGCAGUUUCAAUCCCCUCGCCAAGCAUCCCCUAGGAGUCCAACCCUCACAUUCGACCGUCGGCUCUGUUCCUUCAGCGCCUCAGAGCUGCACUUUGGUCUCGAACCCCUCAGCACUUCAGCCACUGGCGGCGAUGCAUGUGAUUAAGCGAGAUGGCCGCCAAGAGCGAGUUAUGUUUGAUAAAAUUACAUCACGAAUCCAGAAACUCUGUUAUGGACUCAAUAUGGACUUUGUUGAUCCUGCUCAAAUCACCAUGAAAGUAAUCCAAGGCCUGUAUAGUGGGGUCACCACAGUGGAACUGGAUACUCUGGCUGCUGAGACAGCUGCAACCUUGACUACGAAGCACCCUGACUAUGCCAUCUUAGCAGCCAGGAUUGCUGUGUCUAACUUGCACAAAGAAACAAAGAAAGUGUUCAGUGAUGUGAUGGAAGAUCUUCACAACUACAUAAAUCCACAUAAUGGCAGACAUUCUCCCAUGGUGGCCAGUUCAACACUGGAUAUUGUUAUGGCCAAUAAAGAUCGCCUGAAUUCUGCCAUUAUCUACGACCGAGAUUUCUCUUAUAAUUACUUUGGCUUUAAGACACUGGAGCGGUCCUAUUUGUUGAAGAUCAAUGGAAAAGUGGCUGAAAGACCACAGCAUAUGUUGAUGAGGGUGUCUGUGGGGAUUCACAAAGAAGAUAUCGAUGCUGCAAUUGAAACAUACAACCUGCUUUCUGAGAAGUGGUUUACUCAUGCCUCUCCUACUCUGUUCAAUGCUGGGACCAACCGCCCACAACUGUCCAGCUGUUUCCUUUUGAGUAUGAAAGAUGACAGCAUUGAAGGAAUUUAUGAUACUCUGAAGCAGUGUGCCUUGAUUUCUAAGUCUGCUGGGGGAAUUGGUGUUGCUGUAAGUUGUAUUCGGGCUACUGGCAGCUACAUUGCUGGGACUAAUGGCAAUUCAAAUGGCCUUGUACCAAUGCUGAGAGUAUAUAAUAACACUGCUCGAUAUGUGGAUCAAGGUGGAAACAAGCGCCCUGGGGCAUUUGCUAUUUACCUGGAGCCUUGGCACUUAGACAUCUUUGAGUUCCUUGACUUGAAGAAAAACACAGGAAAGGAAGAACAGCGAGCCCGGGAUCUCUUCUUUGCACUUUGGAUUCCAGAUCUCUUCAUGAAGCGAGUGGAAACUAACCAGGACUGGUCAUUGAUGUGUCCAAAUGAGUGUCCUGGUCUGGAUGAGGUUUGGGGAGAGGAAUUUGAGAAGUUAUACGAAAGUUAUGAGAAGCAGGGUCGUGUCCGCAAAGUCGUGAAAGCUCAACAGCUUUGGUAUGCCAUCAUCGAGUCUCAGACAGAGACGGGCACCCCAUACAUGCUCUACAAAGAUUCCUGUAAUCGGAAGAGCAACCAGCAGAACUUGGGAACUAUCAAAUGCAGCAACCUGUGUACAGAAAUAGUAGAGUAUACUAGCAAAGAUGAGGUUGCAGUUUGUAACUUGGCUUCUCUGGCUCUGAAUAUGUAUGUCACACCAGAACAUACGUAUGACUUUCAGAAACUGGCUGAAGUCACUAAAGUCAUUGUCCGAAAUUUGAAUAAGAUAAUUGAUAUAAACUACUACCCCAUUCCAGAGGCACACUUAUCAAAUAAACGCCAUCGGCCCAUUGGAAUUGGGGUACAAGGUCUAGCAGAUGCUUUCAUCCUGAUGAGAUAUCCAUUUGAGAGCCCAGAAGCCCAGUUAUUGAAUAAGCAAAUCUUUGAAACUAUUUAUUAUGGAGCUUUGGAAGCCAGCUGUGACCUAGCCAAGGAGUAUGGCCCCUAUGAGACAUAUGAGGGCUCCCCGGUCAGCAAAGGAAUUCUUCAGUAUGAUAUGUGGAAUGUUGUUCCUACAGACCUGUGGGACUGGAAGCUUCUCAAGGAGAAGAUUGCAAAGUAUGGUGUAAGAAACAGUUUACUUAUUGCCCCAAUGCCUACUGCUUCAACUGCUCAGAUUCUGGGGAAUAAUGAGUCCAUUGAACCUUAUACCAGUAACAUCUACACUCGCAGAGUCUUGUCAGGAGAAUUCCAGAUUGUGAAUCCUCACUUACUUAAAGAUCUUACUGAGCGAGGUUUGUGGAAUGAAGAGAUGAAGAACCAGAUUAUUGCAUGCAAUGGCUCUAUCCAGAGCAUAUCAGAAAUCCCUGAUGACCUGAAGCAACUCUAUAAGACUGUGUGGGAAAUCUCUCAAAAGACUGUCCUCAAGAUGGCAGCUGAGAGAGGUGCUUUCAUCGAUCAAAGCCAGUCAUUAAACAUCCAUAUUGCUGAGCCUAACUAUGGCAAACUCACUAGUAUGCACUUCUACGGCUGGAAGCAGGGCUUAAAGACUGGGAUGUAUUAUUUAAGGACGAGACCUGCAGCUAAUCCAAUCCAGUUCACGCUGAACAAGGAAAAGCUGAAAGACAGGGAGAAGGCCCUGAAGGAGGAAGAAGAGAAGGAGAGGAACACAGCAGCCAUGGUGUGCUCCUUAGAGAACAGAGAGGAGUGCCUAAUGUGUGGAUCCUGAGCAAAGGCCCAGAAGAGACCGUCUCUCUGCCAUAGCCGACUUCUCGAACAUAGAUAGGCUUAGUGAUUUUACCAAAACAAGACAAAAAACCAAACCCAGCUUUGAUAUUAAGAAUCAAAGUAGAGGCUUUGGGAAUGCAGAAGAACCUUCUUGGAGAUAGAUGGAGACUUAGGAAGUCUCGUCGUCCUCCAGCAUUCCCUGUCUGGCCAUUUCAGUUUGGACAAAGAGACUUAGUUCUGCUUUGACUGAUUUAUUAGAACUAAAAUCAAGAGACCUUUGUCUAGAGAAGGUUGUAUAGGUCAUUUUGAAAUAAAAACAUUUCUAACUGAUUGUGCCAUGCUAAAUUUGUCAUCUGUUAUCAUACAAAGGUCAAUUUUGAUUUCUGUUGAUACAAGGUUCUAUAGGACAUUUUGAAAUAAAAACAUACUGUGCUGUG
Messenger RNA from Cricetulus griseus (Chinese hamster), 3103 nucleotides. NCBI's taxonomy places the organism in Eukaryota, Metazoa, Chordata, Mammalia, Rodentia, Cricetidae. The record is from RefSeq and is a predicted model, not a curated record.